UAGCCCUGCUGUAUGGUAAAUGUCCUGCAACCCUCAGAUGACGUGGUGAUAUUCACAUACGCUGGUAUUCAUAACUGCAAACGAUUGUGGAUACAUUGACCAGAAGAGGGCAGCACUAUAACGAACACUGGGGGCAACUGAGCUUUGUCUCUCACUAGUCAGAAGAUUGCAUCGGAAGUGGCUAGAUAAAGAGGGAAUGCUCUACUUACUUAUUUGAAUAGCGGGACAUAGAAAUAAGCCAUGAUGAUGUGGCGAUAAUGGAAAUGGGCGCACGGAUCAGAUUUGUUAGAGAGCUCAACGCGGAUAACAUCGGCGGUGUUUAAGACAGAUCUCUGGAUUCCGUGUUAAAACCCGCGAGAUUCCUCUACCUGGACCAUACUAAAAUGAUGCAUGGAGACCACAUCCCAUUGUAACGCGCUCGACAUUGCGGUCGUACAGAAUAGCUAACCAGAAGCGGAAAGGAGCAUUUGGAUGCACAUGAAUGUAAUUCUGAGACUGAUGCAUCUCUGUUAGCCUCUCUUCCGAUCUGAUCGCAUGAUGGAAAGAGGAGGAUAACGGUAUUCAAAAGGUUUGCUAUUGCUCAUAAUGGAAGUGACACAGAUAUAAUAACGGGUCAGUGGUGAGCACGUGUUUUUGGACUAGUUGUUCGGGAUUUGUGUGAUCAGAUCGGAGGAAUGAUGUCUUUAAGAUGUCACAGGAGCAAGUCUGUAUGGGCUACUCUGGCUGUGCUGGCGUUGUGCUGGCUCUACAUCUUUCCAGUGGACAGGAUACCCAGCGACAAGGAGAUGGUGGAUGAGAUUCUGCGGCAGGGACAAACAUGGACCCGAAACCAAACGGGAAUAGAUCUGUACAGGAAGCUGCUCACAGAAUGCUGUGACCCAAAGAGGAUGUUUGUUUUGAGUAAAGAGAAUUCUCCAAUUGGGAAGGUCUUAUGGUACGACGGGGAACUUUACCAUUACCACAAAGUCAACAAUGAGACGUACUCAUUCUUUAUUCAGGAUACACCAUUGCAGUUUCCUCUAAAGAAGUGUUCGGUGGUGGGCAACGGCGGGGUCCUAAAACACAGCGAGUGUGGAAGAGAAAUUGACCAGGCUGACUUUGUCAUGAGGUGUAACCUUCCUCCUUUGUCCAAAGAGUACACUGCUGAUGUAGGUACCAGAACACACCUGGUGACCGCUAAUCCAAGCAUCAUUGAAAAGAGCUUUCAGAGCCUGCUUUGGUCCCGCAAAUCCUUCGUAGAGAGCAUGAAGGCGUACGGUUCCAGCUACAUCUACAUGCCAGCGUUCUCCAUGAAGCCCGGUACUGAGCCCUCCCUCCGUGCGUACCACGCCCUCGCAGACACCGCCUCCGACCAGACAGUUGUCUUCGCCAACCCUGAUUUCCUCAAAAACGUCGGCCAAUUCUGGAAGCGCCACAGCGUCCACGGCAAACGCCUGUCCACGGGGCUGUUCCUGGUGAGCCUCGCGCUCGGCUUGUGCGAGGAGGUGACCACUUAUGGUUUCUGGCCGUUUUCCAUAGGGCUGGACGAGCAACCGGUCAGCCACCAUUAUUACGACAACAUUCUGCCGUCCUCUGGAUUUCACGCUAUGCCUGAGGAAUUCCUGCAGCUCUGGCAGUUGCACAAGAGCGGCACGCUGCGUAUGCGCGUUGGCCAUUGUGCAAAGUUGGGGGAGGAGCAGAAGAGGGAAAAAUAGGAGUGGAAGUGUUGCCAGGGGCAACUCCCUUUAUUCCCACAGGAACCGAGUGUCCAUCUUUUCCUGUGAUUAGCAUGAGAAUACUGUGAGCUGAUGCCCCCACCCCCAAAGCUGGGUCUCUUUCUUCAGUGUCUAAAUGCUUGACCCCCGUGUAUGUAUCCGAAACAGCCUCAAACACAACCUGCCUGUAAUUGCCAAGGCACUGACCUGCAUGUAUACCCAUUCUCGUGUAUGCGCUCACUGGAAGCUUGUCGUAUCUUUCAUGUGGAGGUGGCGGAGGUCUGGUGUGACCUAUUUUAGCUGCAUCCACCAGCAGUUAGACCCUUGUUCCCAGGGGCUGUUUGUUUACUUAAUGUAUAGAUUUGAUUUGGGGGAGGGACCCAAAGACUAAACAUGUCUUAAUGGGAAAUCAGAAAAUGAGCGUAAAGUUUUGACCUUUUUCAUGUUGUAUUUUUAGUCGGUUCAUGUUAAGCACUGAUUUUAUUAAUUUUUUUUGUGAAAGACAUAAGGAAAAAUGUGAACAUCCCUGAAACCUUCACAUUUGCACAGAUCUGUGUUAAAACAGGUUUAGUUUGAACUACAGGGGCUACAGGGACAUUUACAGAAAAAAAAACUUUUCAGUGCCAGUGGAAGAAUCCUGAUCGUCGGUGGACUGACAUAGCUUGUGGUUUUCUCAAUUACUAUUCUUUUUAUGUGGAUGUGAUCUGAGAAACAAUCAUAUGAAGAAACGGGGGUUGGAGUGAGCCCUUGUGACAAGGUUGAAGGAGCAAAAUUCAUGCGAGAUUUUUGUUGCCUGCUAAGGUGCUGGACACCUUGUCCAUGUAAAUAAUCAUCAAUUUCGUUACUGUUUCCAUAAGCAUUGUGUUCUCUGAAUGUAAUGGCAGUCUUUUUAGUAGUCUGCCCAGUAACUUACUUUUUAAGCAUUGUAAUAUUUUUGUUGAAUUGCACACAGGGAUUUAGGUAUUAAUCUUGUUCUGCAGGUGCCAGUUGUAACAUGUUCACUCAAGCUUAGUCUCAACAUCCCAAACAGGAUGAUGCUUUAGGUACACGAGUGAUAGGAAGGAAGGAAGUGCCAGAAACAUGUGCCGUGCAAGUGUGCUGACCUAACCUCUUCGCCAAUACAUUAAAAGUAUAUAGCUCUGUCGUAUUUAAAGGGGUCAUAUGGAGUGCAUACGUGUUUUUUUACCCAUGCAUGUAUUAGACACGUAAAAUUGCAAAAAUGUAUACGCAAGUAAGGUGGGCAUACCUGUCAGUACAAUUGCUUUGGAACCUGAUGUUCCAAAUAUGGUAAGAGGCGUUGCAUUUCCGUCACACGCUUGCAGUAUUCGACCAAUCACUACACACUGGUUAACUGGCCAAUCAUAGUACACCUUGCUUUUCAAAGCGAUGAGCUUUGUAAAAAAUCUGCGCGUUUCAGAGAGGCGGGGCAAAGAGGAGAUACAUACAUGCACGGUAUGUGGAAAAUACAGCGUUUUUUUUACCUUAAAUCGUGUAUACACAUUGCAUUACAUCUAAAACAAACGAUAAUAUUAGUUUUAGCCGUGUCAUAUGAGGUCAUUUCAGAUUUCAAAUAUCUGCCAUUAAACCAGAUGUAGUAUUAUUUAAGUAGCUAGCUAUAAACAACAUGUCGACAGUCUAAAUAGCUGUUGCUCUGCCAUGAUGGUAGUUGACUGUAAAGGGAAACUGUUACAAUGUGGGUGUUCUGAAUUGCAUUCAGGAGACAUGCAGUGAGCUCAUAUUGCUACAACAGUUGUGUUUAUGUACUUGUGUAAAGUAUGUUUCAGGCAGUAAUGUAUUGAAGUCGCCAAGACCCAUGGGUGAAUCUCACAAAAAAAUUGUGCAUGCCAUAUUUAACCCUAAUCAAAAUUUGUGAAAAUACCAUUUUGGCAUAAUUUCUCAUUUCCGGAAUUUCUCAUUACCGGAAUGUUUUUCACAAUUAUAUCUUUAGCUUAGGUCAGCACAAAUUAAAGGCGGUUCUACAAACUGUACCAUGAUGUGUUCUUUACUAUUUAAAUAAUACUGCAUCAUUUACGUUUUGCGUUAUGGUAAUGAGAAUUUAGUGAUGGUCCAAAAAAUAAACCAGGGAUGUUUUUGGCAGGUUUUAUGAGAUUCAUUUAUAGAGUUUAGGGAAAUGUGUGCACUUGCCUGUGCCGAGUAUCUCCAAAAAUGUCCCUGCACACAUUUUCACACUUCUCAGUUCAGUUUUUAUCUGCGUCUAAGGAUCAUUUUAUUUUGCUCACAAACUCUUAACUCCACAUGGUUUUGAUGAGUGAUGAUGAGGGACCAAGACUGAUGCGUUGCUAAUGUAGAGUGACUAGUGAUUUGUUAUGAUAUGAAAUGAUGAAUGCAAAUUUUGGAUGGGGGUGUUGAAAUGUCUUAGCAUGCGGUUAGAGAAGGACCAACGUACAGUUGUUACUGUAACAUUUGAAUUGCCAGAUUUUUUGGUGUACGCAAAUUUGGAAAGCAGGAAUUUUACCUUUAUUUUGUUGCACCUUUGUGCUGUUCAGUAUUGUGAAUGAGUGAGGUUAUAAUUUGUAUGUAGGCAUGCAUGACUGUGAAAUGUAAUUGGUUUUUGAAACUGAUCUUGAGUUAUAAACUCACAAACCGCUAUGUAUAUUUAAGUUUUGCCGUUUGAGUUUCUUAGCCAUAUGAGGGUAUGUUCCCUUCUGAAACUCAGCUUACCUCAAAUGUACUAUACACUGUUAACUCUAGCAGUGAAGCUCACAAGAGCUUGAAUCUUAGGUUAAGUAUGUUUUCCCCUAAAAUGCUGGUGUCCGAUUAGGUCAGUUUUAUUAUAUUAUACUAACAGUAAACAGGAACAGGGCUGAACAUUGGCCGUUUCUCAAUUCCGACUGGGUUAUGCCAGUAAUGAGAAAAUUUGUAAUUUUGUGUUAAAAGUGAACAAAGCAUUGCUGUUAAAUAAUAAGGAAGACCAGUGUCAACUAGUCUGCUGCAGUAUGUGUAGUGUGAAUUGUAAUUCUGAAUGACAUUAAAUUUGUUUGAAGUCUG
Triplophysa rosa is the source of this 4703-nucleotide messenger RNA. It is a transcript of the gene st8sia1, whose product is annotated as ST8 alpha-N-acetyl-neuraminide alpha-2,8-sialyltransferase 1. The transcript is spliced from 5 exons. Lineage: Eukaryota; Metazoa; Chordata; Actinopteri; Cypriniformes; Nemacheilidae. Bases 675 to 1694 code for a protein of 339 amino acids. Gene Ontology annotation, biological process: oligosaccharide metabolic process; N-glycan processing. The record is from RefSeq and is a predicted model, not a curated record. Gene Ontology annotation, molecular function: alpha-N-acetylneuraminate alpha-2,8-sialyltransferase activity.